GUUUAGAAAGAUCGUUUAUUUCCUGCCAUGGUAAACGUAAUACAUUUUUUAUUUUUCAGUACUACCCGGAAGCCUUUCAAUGAUGGUUUUAUUGCGUCAGUAACGCGCAGUGUAGCUGGUAGGGGUGAGAGACUAUGUUUUUUUUUUUUGUGAAAUGUGUGUGAAAGAUGGCGGCGCCCAGUAAACGACAGCAUGAUUUUGAGGAAGAUAAUGAAACAGAAGCAAAGAGGGCACCCUCGUGUCUUCGAGGGGGACGGCUGUCUGAGGGGAGACGGUUGGUCGUGGUGUUGGAAGGAGCGUCGCUGGAGACUGUCAAGGUGGGGAAGACAUUUGAACUGCUGAACUGUGAUAAACAUAAAUCUCUACUUGUUAAAAAUGGCAGAGACCCUGGGACCAUGAGGCCAGAUAUAACGCAUCAGAGUCUCCUGAUGCUGAUGGACAGUCCACUGAACAGAGCUGGGCUUCUUCAGGUGUACAUUCAUACACACAGGAAUGUUUUGAUAGAAAUCAACCCUCAGACUCGAAUACCCCGAACCUUUGACCGAUUCUGCGGACUUAUGGUGCAGUUGUUACACAAGCUAAGUGUCCGAGCAGCUGAUGGCCCCCAGAAGCUCCUGAAGGUGAUUAAGAAUCCUGUAUAUGAUCGCUUUCCCACUGGUUGUAUGAAGCUUGGAACAUCUUUCAGUGCAAAAGAAGUUGUUGAUGUCCGGAGUCUUGUACCAAAAUCGGAUCCAGUUGUCAUGGUCAUCGGAGCAUUUGCACAUGGCACAAUCAAUGUUGAUUACACCGAAAAGACCAUUUCCAUUAGUAACUAUCCGUUGUCUGCAGCCCUUACAUGUGCCAAAAUUUGCACUGCCUUGGAGGAGGUGUGGGGUAUUGUAUGAUAUUGCUGUUCGCUGCCUGUCCUGUAGCAGGCGCUACUUCUCUGGUCCUGAGAGUAAAGCCUAUCUUGUCAGGCAUCUCUGCUGCAACAAGAAACUGUACUGUAGGAUGAAUGAGUAAGAGGAAUUUGGACUACUGUUACACACGCCAAGACUAUGGAAUACAAUAUUUCUUCUGCAGCCAGCAGAAAAAAAAACACCACUGACCUAGCCACAUCUGAGGAACAAAAAAAUGUUGCCUUGCUAUAUUCUAGAAAAUUUUGAAUGUCUUAAAUGGAAGUUGUGUAUUCUUUUUAAUUAAAUAACACUUUUGUGAAAUUUUUUUCUUUUUGCAAAGCUGCUGUCCAUCUCUUUGAUUUAAACCAUUGAAAUUUACCCUUGAGAGGCCAGACAAUGUAGGAAGCUAAUUGCAGGAGAUCAGACUUCAUUUUUUAUGGGAAUGUGUGACAUUCUAGGUCACUGUUGUCAGUAUGCACAUGAGUUUAUUUUUUCAGACUGUACCACUUUUUAUUAUAGUGCAUUUUUGUGCAAACACUGUACAAUUUUGCUACGUUAGUUCUCCUGUACUAGAGUAAAUAUUUAUUUGAAGUCUAUUUCAAUCUUUGACACCGAGUAGCUGUUUUGUUGUGUAGUUGGCAGUUUUAACUCUUCAGCUGGACAUAAGUUGUACCCCCUUUUUCUAACUCUACUGUUGUGAGGCUCCUUUAUGCAUUUUGUUUUGUUUAAAUAUUCUCUCUACUCUUGCCUAUGAUACUUGUGCCUUGUACUGCUCUGUUAUGCUUUCACAAUGUGCAUGUUGAAAUGACUGUUCCCUUGUGUAUAUAAUGAAUCUGUAAAGCUUAUUAUACAUACUUAUGUACAUUGUUACAUUUAUCUAUCCGUGUAAAAUAUUACUUUUAGUAAAAGGGUACAUUAAGAAUUA
This is a messenger RNA of Protopterus annectens (West African lungfish), 1803 nucleotides long. RefSeq names its product EMG1 N1-specific pseudouridine methyltransferase (gene EMG1). The record is from RefSeq and is a predicted model, not a curated record. Gene Ontology annotation, cellular component: small-subunit processome; nucleolus. Gene Ontology annotation, biological process: rRNA base methylation. The transcript is spliced from 6 exons. Lineage: Eukaryota; Metazoa; Chordata; Ceratodontiformes; Protopteridae. Bases 168 to 884 code for a protein of 238 amino acids. Gene Ontology annotation, molecular function: rRNA binding; rRNA (pseudouridine) methyltransferase activity.